CUAUAGAUGUAACAGUUGACUCUGCUACAACAUAAACUAAUAGUCGAUAUAAAGGGAGGGAGGGACGAAUGAAUGAAUGAUUCUCUCUGUGUCUUUCUCGGUUGAGAAGAAAUUGGUGAGAGGAGAGGAGAGCUGCAAAGAAUUUAAGGAAUUGUUAUGGCUUGCCUGGUAUUUGGUCAGUCUAGCGGCGUGUGCGCUGCUACCAUUAUUUUCUACACUUGUAUAUGGAUUCCGUUUCUUGAAAUAAAGAAGCUACUUCUGAACAUUAAAGGAUUGGUUCUUCACUCUGAGGCCGAAGGAAAGUGGUGGUGGGCAGCAGAUGAUGCUGCCGAUGCCAAUGCUGGUGCUGGUGCUGAUGCUGAUCUUCCAGUGGCCAGGUUUCAAGGUUUGGAUUUGGCUUUGGAUGGCAGCAGAUCAUCAUCAGCAGCAGCAGAAGAUGAGGAAACCUUGAUGACGUGCUGGGUUUGCUUGGUGAAAAUGAAGGGGGAAGAAGAAGUGGUGAGCCGACUGCGGAGAUGCGGCCACGUGUUCCAUACGAGGUGUAUUCAGAGUUGGAUACGCCUAUGCUGCCGCCCCCAUCACUUCACUUGCCCACUCUGCAGGACCUCCUUAUUCUUCUUGCACCGCCAUCAGUCCCCUUCAACCGCCGCUCCCGCUCAUCACUUGCCGGUGCCGUCCCAUGGCUAGCUCAUCAUCGUGUCACAGCACUGUAUU
Diospyros lotus (date-plum) is the source of this 714-nucleotide messenger RNA. RefSeq names its product RING-H2 finger protein ATL18. Lineage: Eukaryota; Viridiplantae; Streptophyta; Magnoliopsida; Ericales; Ebenaceae. The coding region runs from base 157 to 687 and encodes 176 amino acids. Gene Ontology annotation, molecular function: ubiquitin protein ligase activity. Gene Ontology annotation, biological process: protein ubiquitination. The record is from RefSeq and is a predicted model, not a curated record. The transcript has a single exon.